UAUUUCAUUUCUUUGCGCCUGCUUUCCCUUGUGUUUCUUCCCUAGUAGCGACAACAGGAAUUGUCGCCAUUGCAUUAACAAGGCUUGGAAGCCGUUCCUGACGGAAUAGUGCGAAUAGUGCGAUGCGAAGCAUAGGAGCAGAAGAACGAGGAAGCUCCACGAGCCGAGCAUCAUAGAAGCUUAUGAACGCGCCGCUUGUCAAGUAGAGCUAUUCCGUCCGCCGUACGAUUCCUGUCGCUUCCCACUGCUCCGUUAUUACCCAUUGCUCCGAUAAUGGCAUUGCACGGCACUCCAAACGCGCGCCGAUCCCACCCGUAUAUCCGGCUAAAUCAUCAAGCGAUGCGGCUGGUGCUACUGGCAAUCAUCCUCGGCCUCUCCGCCUUUCACGGCGGAGAAUCCGGGCCGGCUUUAACGGCCGCAGACGCCCUCCGGAAGAGAGCAGCGGUCUCGGAUCACGUUAGAGUAUCCAAUCUUGCUAGAGUGUCGAAUCGCGAGGAGUUUCACGAACGGUUGAUGCUCGAGCCGCUGCCGGACGGCCGCGUGUUGGCUCACUUCGCAUUCGAAAGCCGGCUGCGCGCCGGAGGAUCGGAAGCAGGGGGAAGCCCCGCGCAUACCGUCCUGUUCCCCCCCGCCAUCCUGCACCUCGUGCGGUCUUUGCAUCUCCGCCACCUCUCCCUCUCCCUCGCACACGGCUCAUGGGACGUGCAGCAAUGGGGCACUCCCUCCUCCUCCCCCUCCUCCUCCCCGUUUUCCCUCUCCCAUCCCCCACCUCUCUCGCAUCAAGAGUAUGACGCCAGGCCGCCAGGGGCCGAGCUGCUGGCGUGGAUGGGGGGAGACGAGAGCGAGCUGGACGCCACGUGGCACAACCUCACUCACUCCCUCGCAGGACUCUUCUGCGCCUCACUCAACUUCCUGGAAUCUUCCUCCACCGUCUCAUCCCCCUCCCUUCACUUCCAACCAUCGCCCCACGAUCCCCAGAGCCAUUCCCAUCCGCCAUCUCAGCCCACCUCCUCCUCCUCUUCCUCCUCCUCCUCCUCCUCACCGCCACCAAGCCAGCAUCCGAGCCUGCACGUGAGGUACGGCAGCAUGGCUCGGGAGCCAGUGUGCACAGAAAACCUCACCCCAUGGCUGAAGCUCCUUCCGUGCCGCGACGCAGCCGGGCUCGCUGCUCUGCUGGACCGCGGGGCGGUGUUUGGCGGCCGCUACCACUCGCUGCGCACAAGUGUGUGGACAGACGUGUGCGACGAGGGGAGUGUGGGCGAUGAGGAAAGUGUGGGUGGUGGGGAGAGUAUCUGUGGUGAGGGGGGUGUGGGUGGUGCUGACACGGGGCAUGGGAAGAGUGUUGAUGAAUCCUCAGCCUCCUCCUCAACGUGUGCAACUCAAGAGUCCCCCGCUGCUGCAUGUCCCGGUGUGCUAUGGUCUCUGGUGCUGCACCAGUCCCUCACUGUGGUUCUAGAUGCCUCCAUUGAACACGCCCUCGCUGCUGCGGCUGCGGCGGCAGCAAGCAAACCCAUCCUCCCCGCAGCAGCAGCAGCAGCAGCAGGAGAAUCGCUUGAUUUGAGCGCUGUGCUUCCGCUCCCCCCUGAUUGGACCGUCGGUGCGCUGUUUGGGCGGCAGCUGACGGCAGUGUGCCCUCUUGCCACGUCAACUGACGUGGCAAUCAGGGUGCCAUCCAGCCUCCUGCACUCUGCAGCGCAACUCACCGCUGCUGCAGGAGGUGGCAGCAACGGGAGUGACACUAGCGAGGGGUUGGAUUAUUUUCUCAAGAGCAAUGCGGUGUUCAAUCUGGAGGGUCGGGGGAGGGUGAGAGUGCAGGAGAGAAGCGGUGCUGCGCCCUUAGAGGGUUCGGGUGAGGAGGGUUCGAGUGAGGAGGAUGCGAAGCGCAAGGGAGGGGCGGUGAGGGGCGUGGAAGGGAUGGGGGGCAUGCGGCACGUGGAAGCAGUGCUGCUGCAUCGCGAUGUGCGGACGCAAGUGCACGCUUCUGACUCUUCUGCUGGCAGCACUGCCACCAGUGCUGACUCAGCGGUUCAGCUAGGUGACGUGGCAGCAGUCAGCAAAGCAGGGUUGCACUGGAAGCGGCGUGUGGCAUGGCAGCGACGGCCGGCGCUGUUUGUCCUUUCCCGGUUCACGACAGGCACUGGAGAUGCCUUGGGGGGGCUGACCUUCCUCAUACAGAGAGGAGACGGUCAUGCAAAAGGAUGUGACACAAACGAAUGUGACACAAGAGGAAGGGAUGCAGCAAGUUGUGCAGGAAAGAGGAGUGAACCGUCUGACAUAGGGAGCCAAUGCAGUGUGUGUCCAGCCGAUGCAGUGAGUGUGUUUCAGGCGGUGCCCUGGUGGCUCAAGCUGUACCUCCACACCCUCACACUCGCCUUUGACCACCGCCCAAUCAGCAUCAGCGAUGGCAGUGCGGUUGUAGCGGCUCGGCUACAGCCAACGAGGGAGCGAGGGCCGCCUGCUGUGCUGGAGCUGGUGCUGCAGGUGCCGCGGACAGUCACACGCGUUACAAUCACAGUGCAGUACAGAAAGGCCUUUCUCACUGUGUUUGAGUCGCCACCAGACGCCAGCCGGGGAGUCGACCUACCUGCUGCGCUCCUCACUGUGCCCUCGGACCCCCAUGGCCCAAGCCACAUGUACGCACCGCCAGUGGUUGUCCCCUUGCCUCUACCGGACCUGAGCAUGCCAUACAACGUCAUCACGCUCACCUGCACGCUGCUCGCUGUGGUUCUAGGCUCGCUCUUCAACACCCUCCGAUACCGCCCCUCCACUGCUUCCCCUGCUGGCAUAUCCAGUGGAGCUGAUGCGAGUGGCACACCAGGGUCGGAUAAGACAAUUAAUUCCAAGUCCUUGGUGGAUCGAUUGAAAGAAAACAGGAAGAAAAUUGUUCUUGUGAUGGCUGUAGCCGCAGCUGGCAUGGCUGCCAGCAACCACUUCUUUGAGUAAUAUCGGCUUGUAUUUGAGCCAGUGUUAAUUCCUAUGCUUUGUUAUACUAGCUGGUAGCGGACCUGCCACCUGCUCGAGUCCAUCCUCAAUUCCUU
Molecule: messenger RNA, 3038 nt
Organism: Closterium sp. NIES-67
Lineage: Eukaryota; Viridiplantae; Streptophyta; Zygnematophyceae; Desmidiales; Closteriaceae
Source: the annotation of a GenBank genome assembly